Molecule: messenger RNA, 8645 nt
Organism: Struthio camelus australis
Lineage: Eukaryota; Metazoa; Chordata; Aves; Struthioniformes; Struthionidae
Source: RefSeq, a predicted model, not a curated record
ACCUGUGAUUGCUACAGAAUCUAACAGUGCUUAAACCGGGAGACAGACACGUCUGGGAUCUGUUUGUUAUAUUCUCAUCUCUACUUUUGCUUUGCUUGUGGCCUCAGUUAAUGCCCAGCCACAGUGUCCCUGCUGUGUGCUGCCACUGCUGCUGCACAAAGGUAGCUGCUAGGCUUUGGUGAAGAAAGAUGGCUUUCUGGACACAGCUGGGACUGCUGCUGUGGAAAAACUUCACCUACAGAAGAAGACAGACUUUGCAGCUGCUGAUUGAAGUCGCUUGGCCUCUUUUUAUAUUCUUCAUCCUGAUCUCUGUAAGACUUUCAUAUCCGCCCUAUGAACAGCAUGAAUGUCACUUCCCAAACAAAGCCAUGCCUUCAGCGGGCACGUUGCCUUGGAUACAGGGGAUCAUCUGCAAUGCCAACAACCCCUGCUUCCGCUACCCGACUCCUGGGGAGUCCCCUGGUGUCGUUGGAAACUUCAAUGCCUCCAUUGUUUCCCGCCUGUUCUCGGAUGCCAAGAGGUUACUCUUGUACAGCCAACAGGACACGAGCAUAAAGGAUGUCCAGAAGGUCCUGGGCAAACUGCAGAAGUUGGGGAAGAUUGGCUCAGACUUGAAACUCCGGGAUUUCCUGGUGGACAAUGAGACGUUCUCAGACUUCCUUCAUCAUAAUGCGUCCAUGCCACCGUUUGCAGUAGAUGAGCUGCUGAACGCUGGGGUCAACCUCCAGAAGGUCAUUGUGUCUGGCUACCGAAUGCGACUGCGAAAUCUCUGCAAUGCCUCAACAUUGUCUGAAUUUCUUACAAUUCAAAACCAGACAGCGGCCAUGGACUUUGAAGCCUUCAUUUGCACAUUACCAAAGGAAAAACUCCGCACAGCAGAGCAAGCCUUCCAUGCUAACCUGAACCCUUUGAAACCUUUUCAGAGACGGUUCUCUCUCAAUUCCUCCUUGUGGGAUCUGUCAGAAACCAUGGAGACUCUGAUACAGAGCUUUGGGAAGCUUGUUAAAGAGUUGCAGACCAUGAAGAGCUGGAGUGAUAUGAGGCAAGAGGUGAUGUUCCUGACCAAUGUGAACGCCUCCAGCUCCUCUGUGCAGAUUUACCAGGCUGUUUCACGCAUUGUAUGUGGCCAUCCUGAAGGUGGAGGGCUCAAAAUCAAAUCCCUCAACUGGUAUGAGGACAACAAUUACAAGGCACUUUUCGGAGGGAACAGCACUGAAGAAGAUGUAAUUAAUUUCUACGAUAACUCCACAACACCCUACUGCAAUGAGCUGAUGAAGAACCUGGAAUCCAGCCCGCUCUCCCGAAUCAUUUGGAGGGCUUUGAAACCUUUGCUGAUUGGGAAGGUCUUGUACACUCCGGACACACCAGCUAUACGGAAGGUCAUGUCUGAGGUGAACAGGACGUUCCAGGAGCUGGGUGUGUUUCGUGACCUCGGGGGGAUGUGGGAGGAGAUAAGCCCGAAGAUUUGGACGUUCAUGGAAAGUAGCCAGGAAAUGGAUCUGAUUCGGACACUGCUGAAAGGCAAAGAUCUCUGGGACCUACGGUUGCCUGCUUCAAACUGGACUGUGGAAGACAUUGCCCGCUUCCUGUCAAAGCACCCAGAGGAGUUUGAGAUGGCAAAUGGCUCAGCAUACACCUGGGUGGAUGCCUUCAAUGAGACAGACCGGGCUAUUCAGACCAUCUCUCGCUUCAUGGAGUGUGUCAACCUGGACAAACUGGAGCCUGUGGCAACAGAAGUCAGGCUUAUAAAUAAGUCCUUGGAGCUGCUGGAUGAAAGGAGGUUCUGGGCUGGCAUCGUCUUCACUGAAGUAGCUCCUAACAGCAUAGAGCUCCCUCAUCAUGUCAAAUACAAGAUACGCAUGGACAUUGACAAUGUGGAAAGGACCAACAAGAUCAAGGAUGGGUACUGGGAUCCCGGUCCCCGGGCUGACCCCUUUGAGGACAUGCGCUAUGUCUGGGGAGGCUUUGCCUACCUGCAGGAUGUGUUGGAACAGGCCAUCAUCAGAGUGCAGACAGGCACAGAGAAGACGACAGGGGUUUACGUGCAGCAGAUGCCCUAUCCGUGUUACGUGGAUGACAUAUUUCUGCGCGUCAUGAGCCGCUCCAUGCCCCUCUUCAUGACUCUGGCCUGGAUCUACUCGGUGGCUGUGAUUAUCAAGGGUAUCGUGUACGAGAAGGAAGCCCGACUGAAGGAGACAAUGAGGAUCAUGGGCCUAGACAAUGGCAUCCUGUGGCUAAGCUGGUUCAUUAGCAGCCUUAUCCCUCUCCUGAUGAGUGCCGGCCUGCUGGUUCUGAUCCUCAAGAUGGGGAAUCUGCUGCCUUACAGUGACCCGAGCGUGGUGUUCGUUUUCCUCUCCAUCUUUGCCGUUGUGACCAUACUCCAGUGCUUCCUCAUCAGCACGGUGUUCUCCAGGGCCAACCUGGCAGCUGCCUGUGGGGGCAUUGUCUACUUCACGCUGUACCUGCCCUACGUGCUGUGUGUUGCCUGGCAGGACUACAUCAGCUUCUCCCUCAAGAUCUUUGCGAGCCUGCUGUCUCCAGUAGCCUUUGGCUUCGGUUGUGAGUACUUUGCACUGUUUGAGGAACAGGGAGUUGGUGUUCAGUGGGACAACUUCUUCAAGAACCCAUUGGAAGAAGAUGGCUUUAGCAUCACCACAUCUGCUGUCAUGAUGUUGUUUGAUACCUUCCUAUAUGGCGUCAUGACUUGGUACAUUGAGUCUGUCUUCCCAGGUCAGUAUGGGAUUCCCAGACCCUGGUACUUUCCUUUCACAAAGUCCUAUUGGUUUGGCGAGGAACCGCAGGAUAGGCAACAUCCUCAUCCUGACCAGAAGGGCCCUUCAGAAGUGUGCAAGGAGGAAGAGCCCAUGCAUCUGAGCCUUGGGGUUUCCAUCCAGAAUCUGGUCAAGGUUUAUCGUGAUGGCAAGAAAGUCGCUGUAGAUGGUCUCACGCUGAACUUCUAUGAAGGGCAAAUCACUUCCUUUCUGGGACAUAAUGGAGCGGGGAAAACCACUACUAUGUCCAUCUUGACUGGCUUGUUUCCUCCAACCUCGGGUACAGCCUUCAUCCUGGGCAAAGAUAUCCGCUCUGAGCUCAGCACCAUCAGGCAGAAUCUGGGUGUCUGUCCACAACACAACGUGCUUUUUGACUUGCUGACCGUGGAAGAGCACAUCUGGUUCUAUGCUCGUCUCAAAGGGCUGCAGGAAAAGAAGGUGAAAGAGGAAAUGGAGCAGAUGGCAAUGGAUGUUGGUUUACCUCACAAACUCAAAGCUAGAACUAGCAAACUCUCUGGUGGCAUGCAGAGGAAGCUCUCGGUCGCCUUAGCCUUUGUUGGUGGCUCCAAGGUUGUCAUUCUGGAUGAACCCACAGCUGGAGUGGACCCUUAUUCUCGCAGAGGGAUAUGGGAAUUGCUGCUCAAGUAUCGGCAAGGACGAACAAUCAUUCUCUCCACACACCACAUGGAUGAAGCAGACAUUUUGGGGGACCGAAUCGCCAUCAUUUCUCAUGGCAAGCUGUGCUGUGUUGGCUCUUCCCUAUUCCUGAAGAACCAGCUGGGAACAGGCUAUUAUUUGACCCUAGUCAAGAAGGACGUGGAUUCUUCUCUGAGCUCCUGCCGAAACAGCAGCAGCACUGUGUCUUAUUUGAAAAAGGAUGAUAGCGUCUCCCAGAGCAGCUCUGAUGCUGGCCUUGGCAGUGACCAUGAAAGUGACACCUUGACAGUAGACGUUUCUGCAAUCUCAAAUCUGAUUACAAAGCAUGUUUCUGAGGCCAGACUGGUGGAGGACAUUGGGCAUGAGUUAACCUAUGUCUUGCCAUACAAAGCUGCUAAAGAGGGAGCUUUUGUGGAGCUGUUCCAUGAAAUUGAUGACCGCCUCUCAGAUCUUGGCAUUUCCAGCUAUGGCAUUUCUGAAACCACCCUGGAGGAGAUCUUUCUCAAAGUGGCUGAUGAUAGUGGGGUGGAUGCAGAAACCUCAGAUGGGACCCUGCCAGCCAGAAGGAACAGACGCGUAUUUGGAGACAGACAGAGCUGCCUUCGUCCGUUUACAGAGGAUGAUGCAUUUGACCCUAAUGAUUCAGACAUAGAUCCAGCAGAGUCCAGGGAGACUGACCUUCUCAGCGGGAUGGACGGGAAGGGCUCCUACCAGAUGAAGGGCUGGAAGCUCACCCAGCAGCAGUUCGUGGCUCUCCUUUGGAAGAGGCUGCUCAUUGCCAAGCGAAGCCGGAAGGGCUUCUUCGCUCAGAUUGUGCUGCCAGCUGUGUUUGUGUGUAUCGCUCUCAUGUUCAGCCUGAUUGUUCCUCCCUUUGGGAAGUAUCCCAGCUUGGAAUUACAGCCCUGGAUGUAUGAUGAGCAGUACACUUUUAUCAGCAAUGAUGCUCCAGAUGAUGCAGGCACUCAGAAGCUUUUGGAUGCACUUCUCAGUAAGCCUGGCUUUGGGACGCGCUGUAUGCAGGGACAUGCCAUCCCAGACACUCCUUGCACUGUUGGGCAGAAGGAAUGGACCAUGGCUUCAGUCCCAGAAUCCGUCCUGGACAUCUUCCUGAAAGGCAACUGGAGCAUGGAGAACCCUUCCCCGUCGUGCGAAUGCAGCAAUGAGAAGAUCAAGAAGAUGUUGCCAGUGUGUCCCCCUGGUGCAGGCGGGCUGCCUCCCCCACAGCGAGAGCAAGACACAGCUGACAUCCUCCAGAAUCUGACAGGCCGUAAUAUAUCGGACUACAUCUACUUUGUUUUCUGUCUCCUCAGCUGAAAGAAUAAGAUCUGGGUGAAUGAGUUCAGGUAUGGUGGCUUUUCCCUGGGAGCCAGCAGUUCCCUCAUGCUUCCUCCAAGCCACGAAGUCACUGAUGCCAUUAAACAAGUGAAGAAAAUCUUGGAGCUAGCACAGGGAGGUUCUGGAGAUCGGUUUCUCAAUAGCUUGGCAAGUUUCAUGAAAGGCCUGGAUACAAAGAGCAAUGUAAAGGUGUGGUUCAACAACAAAGGCUGGCAUGCCAUCGCCUCCUUCUUGAAUGUGAUAAACAAUGCCAUCCUUCGGGCCAACCUGCAGCAGGGCAAGAACCCCAGUGCUUAUGGGAUCACUGCCUUCAACCACCCCCUCAACCUUACCAAGCAGCAGCUCUCUGAAGUGGCCCUGAUGACCACGUCCGUGGAUGUCCUCGUCUCCAUCUGUGUGAUCUUUGCCAUGUCCUUUGUUCCUGCCAGCUUUGUGGUCUUCCUCAUCCAGGAGCGGGUCAGCAAGGCCAAACACUUGCAGUUCAUCAGUGGUGUGAAGCCAGUGAUCUACUGGUUGGCCAACUUUGUCUGGGAUAUGUGCAACUACAUUGUUCCAGCGACGCUAGUUAUCAUCAUCUUCAUCUGCUUCCAGCAGAAGUCCUAUGUGUCCUCCUCCAACCUGCCUGUGCUGGCCCUCCUUUUGCUUCUCUAUGGGUGGUCUAUCACUCCUCUCAUGUACCCAGCCUCCUUCGUGUUCAAAAUCCCCAGCACAGCAUAUGUUGUGCUGACCAGUGUGAACCUCUUCAUUGGCAUCAACGGUAGUGUGGCCACCUUUGUCCUGGAGCUCUUCACCAAUAACAAGCUGAACAACAUCAAUGACAUUCUGAAGUCAGUCUUCCUCAUCUUCCCCCACUUCUGUCUGGGACGGGGACUCAUUGACAUGGUGAAAAACCAGGCUAUGGCUGAUGCUCUGGAGAGGUUUGGAGAGAAUCGUUUCGUGUCCCCUCUGUCAUGGGACCUAGUGGGGAGGAACCUCUUCGCCAUGGCAGUGGAGGGUGUAGUCUUCUUCCUCAUCACCGUGCUCAUCCAGUACAGGUUCUUCAUCAAACCCAGGCCUGUCUAUGCCAAGCUGCCUCCUGUGAAUGAUGAAGAUGAAGAUGUAAACAGAGAGAGACAGAGGAUAAUUAGCGGAGGAGGACAGAGUGACAUCUUGGAAAUCAAGGAGCUGACCAAGGUGACUGCAAAAGUUCUGUAUUUGUCUCCAAGGAAAGUUGAUAGGAUCUGCAUUGGAAUCCCCCCUGGAGAAUGCUUUGGGCUCCUGGGAGUAAAUGGUGCUGGCAAGUCAUCCACUUUCAAGAUGCUAACUGGUGAUACAGAUGUGACAGGAGGAGACGCUUUUCUCAAAGGAAACAGUAUCUUGUCCAACAUCCAAGAAGUCCACCAGAACAUGGGCUACUGCCCGCAGUUUGACGCCGUUAAUGAACUGCUGACGGGGCGAGAACAUCUGGAGUUCUUCGCGCUCUUGAGAGGGGUUCCGGAGAAAGAAGUCUGCAAGGUUGGUGAAUGGGCAAUUCGGAAACUGGGCCUUGUGAAAUAUGGAGAAAAAUAUGCAGGGAACUACAGUGGGGGAAACAGACGCAAGCUCUCCACAGCGAUUGCCCUCAUUGGGGGGCCACCUGUGGUAUUCCUGGAUGAGCCGACAACAGGCAUGGAUCCCAAAGCACGCCGUUUCCUAUGGAACUGUGCUCUGAGUGUCAUCAAGGAGGGGAGAUCAGUGGUGCUCACAUCUCACAGCAUGGAAGAAUGUGAAGCACUGUGCACACGAAUGGCGAUAAUGGUCAAUGGGCGGUUCAGGUGCCUGGGCAGUGUCCAGCACCUAAAGAACAGAUUUGGAGAUGGUUACACCAUAGUGGUGCGAAUUGCAGGGGCAAACCCGGACCUGAAGCCGGUGGAGGAAUUCUUUGGGCUUGCCUUUCCUGGAAGUGUCCUGAAGGAAAAGCAUCGGAAUAUGCUUCAGUACCAGCUUCCUUCUUCACCAUCUUCCCUGGCCAGAAUAUUUAGCAUCCUCUCCCAGAACAAAAAGAGACUCCACAUAGAAGACUACUCCGUUUCUCAGACCACACUUGACCAAGUAUUUGUAAAUUUUGCUAAGGACCAAAGCGACGACGACCACACUAAGGACCUGUCAUUGCACAAAAACCAGACUGUGGUAGAUAUUGCAAUCCUUAAUUCCUUUCUGCAAGAUGAGAAGGUGAAAGAAAGUUGUGUGUGAGCCAAUUUCAGCAGAGGAAUGAUGAGCAGAAUGCGGACUGCCUUGGCUGGAUACAAUACUCCCAAGGAAGAAGCUAGAGAAAAAGAAACUGGACGCUCUACUGAUAACCAUUCAAUGCAACGCAAUUCAAUGCAAUGAAAACAAAAUUCCAUUACAGAGGCCAUGCCCCAUGGAGUCGUCGUCUUGUACUGUUCUCAAGUGAAAGACUUGAAGUUAGCUCAUUACAAUAUAACUCUGUGAAGCUGUGGUAAAGCACCCACCAGAUGCUGUGGGCUUUCAACCAUACUGAAUCUUGUCCUAUACAGUAUAUUUUUACUAGGGUUGCAAAAAUAGUUCAUUGAGGAUUCAUGGCCAGUGGUUAUUUAUUGAUAUUUUAAAGACAUGCAUGUUUUACUCUUGGAAACAUUCAUGUCAAGAAUGGGGAUUCCUUGGUGCUAAAUCCAUUGCUGGCAAUGAAUGCACCAAAACAGUCAGUGGCAAGAAAAGUCACCAAACAACAGUGUUGUGGCCUUAUUUUGUGAAAAGUGACCUGACCAGCUGCUUUUCCUGGACUGGUGUAGGUCAUAUGGGGAUAAAUCUGAGGCCACAAAGCUGUACUGUGCAGAUGGGUUGUAUGGACAUGAUGACCUGUCUCUUCUCAUCUACUUCAGUGAGUGGUGAUAUGCAGAAAUGUGAACCCUGCAAAUACACAGGAUUGUCCCACCAGCAUCAAAACCAAUAACCUACUCUGACUAGGUUUUUUUGUGUAGUUAAGUACUCUCUUGCUCCUUUGGAGGUACUGCAGCAGCUGCAUGAACACCUAGUAGAAGGAAGUGGGUGACAAGCAGAUCUAGGGUUUGGACCACAGCAGCAAACUCACUGGUUAUACAAGCUGCUAAUGCCAAGAGCAAAUGCUAAACCAUGAGACAUCACUCAGAUAUGUAAUGUCUGCUCUUUAACCCCUGCUUUGCAUCAGAAAGGUACCCAUCAUCUGAAGUUAUUGCUUAGCACAAGCGUGUUGCCAUUUUUGGCUUUGCCAGAUAAAACUAGAUACAAGAUGUAGAUUUUUUUUUUUUUAAACAGUAUUAUUUAUAUGAUAUUAAAUAGAUAGGUAGCAUAAUUAGGGAUUUAAAGUGCUUUCAGUUGAUCUUUGUAGCCACAGUAUUUCUUUACAUUAUGCCUGCAAUGCUUGCUCUCCUUCUCUCCAUUCAGUGAUAGCUACGUUCAUGAUCUGCCCAAGUUCCAGACUCAAGCAAUCAACCACUAUCUGGAAUUACUGUUAAGUUGUUCACCUAGAAUUUUCCUGUUUGGAAACUGAUAUAACAUUAGAUUAAUGUGCAAGUUUCUACUUCUGUAGUGCAGUGUAGUUUCAGUCAUUAGGUGACCCCUAACUGGAGAAUAUACCCUUAUUCAUGUGAGAAAAUGCUUCAGUAAAAUUUCCUUUGAAGAACAAGGUAGUUCAAAGUAGUAGUGCUACAAUUACAUUGAUCAAUAAUUUUUUUUAAGUAAGUUUUACAAAGCCAGAAGAAUAUUAGAGGGGAGACUGUGCUGAGGACAACCAAUUCUUCUUUAGCUCGUACAGCAGUCAUGGGGGAGUGUGCUUGCAUUAAUAUGCUUAUGAGUACACAUACAUGAACAUACCUGCAUUUUGCUUCUACAUUCAGAAAUAUGUUCAGUAAUAUGGUUUGAACC